Rotaria sp. Silwood2 is the source of this 723-nucleotide messenger RNA. The record is from the annotation of a GenBank genome assembly. NCBI's taxonomy places the organism in Eukaryota, Metazoa, Rotifera, Eurotatoria, Philodinida, Philodinidae.
AUGACAACAAAACCAGUUGAUAAACUAAAUACAAAAAAUGAUAUUAGAUCUUCUUCACUUCCACCAGCUUUAUAUAAAAUACAAUAUCCAAAUUGUCGUUCAGGAAUGUUUAGUCUUCGUGCACCAUUUAAAAAUUUUCAUAUAAAUGACAAUGAACAACAAAUAUCUGCCCGUAGUUCUACUCCUAAUGUUGCACAUCCAGAAUAUUUACAUGUUGAUCAACGUAAAUUUUUCAUUGUCAUUUCUAUUCAUUCAAAUUUCUCAAUAGAAUCUCUUUUAGUAAAUCAACAAGAAUUGUCUAUCGCUCGUCACUCAUUACAACGAGAUGCUCAAGUUCAAUGUUCAUUUGGAUCUGCUGAUAGUCAUGAUGGAAUAGAUUUACAAAGACGAAAAAUAUUUGUAGCAGAUUCAUAUGAUAGUGAGUAUUUUAGUCCUCGUUAUCGUGUUCAAUUACAAUUACAACCAACACAACCAAAUAUUUAUGAAGUAUGGAAUGUUGAAACUCCACCACCACGAUCAAUUCCAAUAAAUGAGCCAAUUAAACGUCGACAACCAUCAAUACGUAUUCGUUCACCACGUUUAGUUGAUAUAGAACCUUUGAGUGAUGAUGAAUCUGAUUAUGAUAAUCAUGUAGUCUAUACUCAAUGUCCACGAAGGACAUAUUUACCAGCAAAUGUACGAAUGGUAUGUGUUAGACAAGACGCAAAUACAAUUUGUUAUUAA